Messenger RNA from Belonocnema kinseyi, 1432 nucleotides. RefSeq names its product replication factor C subunit 2-like (gene RfC4). The coding region runs from base 68 to 1432 and encodes 454 amino acids. Gene Ontology annotation, cellular component: DNA replication factor C complex; nucleus. The transcript has 8 exons. Lineage: Eukaryota; Metazoa; Arthropoda; Insecta; Hymenoptera; Cynipidae. Gene Ontology annotation, molecular function: DNA clamp loader activity; ATP hydrolysis activity; ATP binding. The record is from RefSeq and is a predicted model, not a curated record. Gene Ontology annotation, biological process: DNA-templated DNA replication; DNA repair.
GAAGACGGUGAAGGUAGGGUAACAAGUUUACAAUCGUUUACAAUUUUUGUGGUUAGAUUUCGUAGCAAUGGGAGGCGAAAACGUAGAAAAUAAUGUUGAAGAGCCGAUGGACGUUGAAAUCGUCCCAUCGACAAGUAAAGAGACUAAAACUGAUGAACCGAAAAAUAAUUUUUCUCAAAAAUCAUCCAACACACCAUGGAUCGAAAAAUAUCGUCCUCACUUGUUUACCGACAUCGUUGGAAAUGAGGACACAGUCUCUCGAUUGGCGGUAUUCGCUCAACACGGAAAUGCCCCAAAUAUUAUUAUUGCGGGACCACCUGGUGUGGGAAAAACCACAACAAUUCUCUGUUUAGCCCGUAUUUUAUUGGGUCCUGCUUUCAAAGAAGCUGUGCUCGAACUAAAUGCUUCGAACGAAAGAGGCAUCGAGGUUGUCAGGAAUAAAAUUAAAAUGUUCGCCCAAAAAAAGGUGAAUUUGCCGAAGGGCAAACAUAAAAUAAUAAUCCUGGAUGAGGCAGACAGUAUGACUGAUGGGGCGCAACAGGCUCUGCGAAGAACAAUGGAAAUAUUCAGUCAUACGACCAGAUUUGCCUUGGCUUGCAACAACAGUGAAAAAAUUAUCGAGCCCAUUCAAUCCAGAUGUGCCAUGUUGCGAUAUGGAAAAUUAACCGAUGCGCAAGUUUUGGCAAAAGUCAUCGAAGUCUGUACCAAGGAAAAUAUUUCUCACACAGACGAUGGGUUAGAAGCGAUAGUUUUUACAGCCCAGGGCGAUAUGAGACAGGCUCUGAAUAAUUUGCAAUCAACCCACAAUGGUUUUGGACACGUAAACAGCGAAAAUGUGUUUAAAGUGUGCGAUGAGCCGCAUCCCUUGUUAGUCAAAGAAAUGCUUGAACUUUGCACAAAGGCCGAUAUUUCCAAAGCCUUUGGUGUUUGGAUUCCUUUUGGAAACAAGCCGAAUAAACUGAAACUGGUCAAGCUCAUAUUCAGAUCCAUCAGAAGAAAGAAGCCUAGUAGACUGCUAUUGGCUGUUGAACUAGCUGCUAUCAAAAGAGAAGUGGAACAGCAGCUUCCUAUUGGUGAACUGGCCUUGGAAGAUGUGGACAACGUAUACUUGAUUGAUGAUGAAGGUAUAGGAGCUAGGGAUAUUGAACAUCAUGUACCGGAUCCCUUGGAAAACAAAAUCAGGGCACUCAAAACAUGUGCCAUCCCUGUCCUCACGUACACCUUCGGGCUCAUGAAAUGGUCUAACGCCGACCUUGAAAAGCUGAACAGAAUUGUUUGCGUAGAAAUGAAGAAGCAAGGAAUGUACCACAGAAAUUCGGCGAUUGAAAGGGAAAUUGGUGAAACGCACCUGGGAAUUGUGGAUGGUACGAGCAGUCUUUUGCAGAUGAAUAGCCUUUUAGCUCAUUUGUGUCGUAGGGCUCUAAAAACUUAA